Molecule: messenger RNA, 1054 nt
Organism: Coniophora puteana RWD-64-598 SS2
Lineage: Eukaryota; Fungi; Basidiomycota; Agaricomycetes; Boletales; Coniophoraceae
Product: TFIID-31kDa-domain-containing protein
Exons: 2
Coding region: 63-959 (298 amino acids)
Biological process (GO): DNA-templated transcription initiation; RNA polymerase II preinitiation complex assembly
Cellular component (GO): transcription factor TFIID complex; SAGA complex
Molecular function (GO): protein heterodimerization activity; RNA polymerase II general transcription initiation factor activity; transcription coactivator activity
Source: RefSeq, a predicted model, not a curated record
GUCUCCUGUUCUCUGCUGCCACCGCGUUCACGCACAGCCCACUACUAGGCACACAGGAGCUCAUGUCUCGUGCACAAGGCGGCAACCCGUCCGCGGACUCGCUCCCGCCCUCGGCGCGGGCGAUCGCGCUGCUGCUCGCGAGCACGCCGACGGUGCAGGACGCGCAGCCGGGCGUGCUGCACCAGCUGCUCGAGCUCGCGCACCGGUACACGGCGCAGGUGCUCUCGGACGCGCAGGUGUACGCGGAGCACGCGGGGCGCUCGGGCACGGGCCGCGUCGAGAUGGACGACGUCGUGCUCGCGAUCCAGGCGCGCGUCGGGUGGGAGUUUGGCGGGCGGGUGCCCAAGGAGUACAUUCUUUCCCUCGCCUCGCAAGUAAACGCCACGCCCCUCCCCGCCGUCCCCGAAAUAUUCGGCGUGCGCCUCCCGCCCGCCGGCGACACGCUCACGUCCGUCAACUUCGACCUCGUGCCGAACAAGCCCCCGCCCAGCGUACCGCAGUACGACGAAGAGGUCGAAGAGGUCGAGGAGGAGGACGAAGAAGAAGAAGAAGAAGGAGCAGAAGACGGCAUACAAGGCGAAGAGGAAGAAGAGGAGGAGGAGGAGGAGGAAUACGAUCAGAAGCCCAUUCCCGCGCCCGGGUUCGGCCCGCCGAGAGCGCAGCAGCGGGAGGAGGAGGAGGAAGAGGAGGACGAUGCGGAUAUGGAGCCGGCGGCGAUUCCGAUCACGCCAUCGGACGUGGAGAUGCGCGCGGGGACGGGCACGCCGGGUGUGGGCGCGCCGGUCGUCGCUGGUGGGGACGAGGAGGCGAGCGAGCACGGGGAUGGGGACAACGAGGACCUGUUUGGUGAGGAGGACGAGGGUGAGGAAGGGAGCAACGCGGACGAGGCGAUGGAGGAGGUGCCGACGCAGGGCAACGGGGUCAAGCGGAAGCUUGUGGAGGACGAGGACUACGACUAGCGCUCCUGCAUGAUCGUGUGGUUUGCGCUGUUUACUUUCGGAUGUUUCAAAAUAUGUAUCAUAUAGGUCUACGCAUAAUAUACUGACGAGCCGAC